CAAUGUUGUCGCCCAUAUUGUCCGCGAAAUAUUUUAAGUCAGCGACAGUAGCAACUCUUUGGCCAGCGAAAUUUGUCGCCUUUUUACGUUGAUUGUGAUUGAUGUGAACAGAAAGUCCUUUCAUGGUUUGUAUGUAGAAGAACGAUGACUGAGGACGGUCCACGUCGGUCAAGAGGAAUAACUUUGCAGUGCGGUCUGGCUCGCGAGACCUACGGUUUUGAAGGGAAAGAUCUUAACGCUCUGAAGGAACUGGCAUGUUCGUUCCUCGACCAAAAGGUACAAAUCGCUAACAUGUACUUAGACCAGGUGCUCUCGGUGCCGUGAAAUUGUCACUGAUUUGAAAAUCUCAAUCUUAUCUUCGUGGUUGGGGUCUCUCGUGGUGUGAGUCUGUCAUUUGGAAACGACAAUUUGACUGACGAUUUGAUCUGAUCAAUCGGCGUUGCAUGUUUUUCAAACGUUAUUUUUCAUUGAGCUUAUCUAACCGCCGUUCUUUAUAUUCAACACCAUCCCUUUAAAAUUCCCCUGACCGCGAGGGUUAUAUUUUUUGUUUUAGUUUAUUUAACGGAUUGUAUAGGCAUAAGCUUUAAAUGACAGCUCGUGUAGGCCACUCUCAGUAAAUCAUUUUGUAUUUAUUUGUUAUCAUCUUAAGGUUGUAUGCUACACAAUCUUUACCCUACUUCGCGGGCAAGAUAUCUCAACUCAACCAAACCAGUUCGUGUGGCUGCGAAAGAAGCAACAGGCGGCUAUAACAUACAAACAAUGUCAUAUAUAUAUUUUCAGUUCAUUCAACUAAGGGUACCCAAGCAAGACUUGAGCUUACCAUAUUGGCAACCAAUUUUGCCCGGCAAAUUUUUUUUCGAAAACGUGUCCCUUAACGAAGAAGAAUGGAUCUAGAAAUAUAAUUUACGUCGCUGUCAAGAGUACAAAAUCUGCCAUUUAAAAACCCAUAUUGUAUAUUAAAUGUGAGGUGAUUGAUCUACAAUCGAGGCAUUAGUUUCGAAUGUUGUCAAGAUCUUAGAUCGUAACGACGCCCAAGCAAGUAUCAGUUGUAAAAUUGCGUUUGAAUAUGUAGUUUAUUGCCGAUUUUUCAUGUACAUUCCACAGAAGUCGUAUUAUUGAUAUUGUCCGACGUUUUUUGCUGGGGAAAAAUUUGGAAAUGCAGAAGAAAGAUAAAAAAUCGAGCAUCGAGGCAGAUAUUGCUUUUCGUACUAAUUCGAACUUCCUGUUGUAAGAAGGGGCCAUUCGGGUGAAUAUAGAUUAGAACAAACCUACUGCAUACUGUUCGAAAAAUAUUUUCUUAUUUUCUAAUGGAUUCGAUGCUUAAGGCUAUUAUAAUAAACUCGGGUUAUACAUUUGUGUUCUCCUAAAAAAUGUACAGCGAACGAGUUUUGCUUACUUACUUGUAGCUUCAACUUUAAAAUGAUGACAUGUGCCUUGUGAAUGAAGCGUCAUGCAUAUAAAACACGCGAUAACGAAAAUUAGCUUGCAGCAUGUUAAGAAUGCAUAUUUUAGCCUCAUCUUAAAAAAAUAUUGACCAAUUUAUUUGAAUUAUCAGUGAUUAUUUUUUUUAUCUUAAUUUCUCGCUUACAGUAAUGUUCCAAAAGUAAUGUUUAAGGGGCAAAGAAGUAAACCAGAUGCUAAAAUGAUGAUCAAAAUUAGUUAAUUUGCGUGAUGGUUUAGUGAAAAUUAAAGUUUUCACUUUCUCAAAACAGCUGUUUAAAUUGAAUUUGUUAAAUGGUUAUUAAGAAGAGCUAUAUAGUUUAUUUGUAAAAUUUAACAAUUUGUGUUUUUUCCUAUUUGUCCAUUGCAUUGCUACCCACAGUUCUGCCAAAUCUGUAGUCAACAUGUUUGAUAACAGACAAAUAAAAUAUUAAUAAGUGGCUAGUAUUGUAGUCUAUGCUUAUCAUUUAAGUUAUAAGAAAAUACCAGAUGAUGCUGGAUAUAAGAUGUCUGUAAAAUGUUUUCUUUAAUUCACUUGGUACAAUGUAUCUUAGGCUGUUCCCAGAGAAAAUGACUUUGGCCAGUGUCCCGCUGAUGCUUCAUAAAGCUUGAUGACAGGUUUUUUUGGGCAUCAGCUUACAUUUAUAUUAGAAACCAUUAAAACACAGAUAAUGUUAUAGCAUGAUUUGUUGCUGUCUUGAGCAACAAAUUUCUGAGCUGCAUUUUUAACAACGAGUUCUGAGCAGUUGUUUGCAACAUAAGUGAUAGACCUACGUUGGGUAUUUUCCUGCAAAAUUAGUUCAUGCUCCUGACAUCAAGCAUUAUGCCUCCUGGCAUAUAUUACCCAUGAUACAGAGCUCUUAAGUCUCACUCAUUAAACAUUAAACUCAUGCAAACCAAUCCAAUCUUACACUCUCACGCUGAUUCAGCCAAAUGUUUAUUUCUCAUGUAUUUGAGGUCUCUGAAUUGAGAAGUUGAUUUUUGGUUAGAAGAUUGCUGCUUUAGUUGGGUAGGUAAAUAAUUUUCAGUCUUCCAGGCUAUAAUAAUUAUUUUACUCCUUGUUUUCUGUUUCACACCAAUCAGUCAGUUUUAUAUUGUACAUGCUCCUGCUCUUAGUGACAGCAUGUACAUGUACAGCAAAAAGGUUUGGUGUGAUAACAUGUUAAUAUCAUUUCUGGAUAAUUCAAACUGUUACAAAAGUGUUGAUAUUUGUUGUCUUAUAGUAAAACCUGAGAUCUAAAUACUUUCUUGAAGGCAGCACAUUUCCACUCAGAAUAAAGGAAAACACGUAUUAGCUAUUUCAGUCCUCCGAAAUUUUCUGAGGAUGCGUGCCCCUCAGACCCCCAAGGAUGGUGACGACUGCAAAAAAACUCACUCUUUGCCAACAAAUUAACCCUUUAAACCCUAACAUCAAAAUUCAAAUUCUCAUUGGUUAUCCCUAUACGUUUUCAAUAGAAGUAGUGGGGAGAAUUUGUUGAAGUAUCAAUUAGAUUCAUCUUGUGUGAUCAUGUCCGUAAUUCUCAUGACCACUCUGUUUUACAAAGCAUUGAUAUUACAAGGAGAAAUUUGAUGCUGAUCACUCUUAGGGCUUAAAGGGUUAACGUGAGAGCUCUGCAUGAUACCAGGGCAUUAUGCUGAAAAUUAUGCUUGGCUGGAGACUGUCAUUAAUGAUUUAAUGCCUGUUAUUAUGCUGGAACAAAACGACACCCUUCCACCUCGCCCUCUGCUGAUAGGUUUUUUUUACAAUGCUUUUGGUUCCCAACUGAUGCUUCAUUUUUUCCGCUAUAAUGUUCAGUAUUGCUUAUCAUAUACAUGUACAGAGGCUUUUUUAAUGUUCAUUCUAAACAACAAAGUAUCCGAGUUAAUGUUUUUCAUAGACCAAAAGAUAAUGGUCUAAACAGCUUUAUAAGGGUGACAUUUGAGUUUUGUUUUAGAUUUUGACAUUAAGUGCUCAUUUUCUCAUCAAAAAAUGUUUUCAAAUUCAUUUCCUCUCAAAAAAAACAAAAAAACAAUCUUUUUGGAAAAAUUCCACUCAAAAUAAAUGCUGGAAUAAUGCAUGAUUCUAUGGUUCACUAAAAUGCUCGAAGAAUUGCGAGCAUAAUGUGCAAAAGCCUAUCCUGUGUCCUACACAAUCUUUCACUUACUUUCCAAAGAAAAUGUCUGGGAAGCCUAGCCAUUGAGAUAACUGUGCCAUGUAUUUGUCGCCAAAAUGUAUUGCACACAAGUGACUAAAGAUCUUCAAAGGUAUUCAGUUCCUAAAAUGUCUGUGCUUUUAUUAACAUUGUACAUUCUCGCUGGUAUUGGCUGAAACAAGUUAUUGAGUUAUUGACUCCUUUUCCAUGAAUUUAACUAUUAUUUGGGAUGAAGAAUAUUUAACUAUUAUUCUUUAAAAUCAAGGUGAAUAGUGGCAGAAUAUUUAGUAACCUUUGAAGCGGUAAGGUAAAUAUUACUAAGGCCACCAUUCUAUUUUUUGUUGUUUCUCGCAAAUGCUGUCAAUGAUGGCUAUGAUUGAGGAGAGCGUUGUUUAUCUGUAGUGUUUUUUUGCAUUGUUUACUUGCUGGCAUGUACAAUUUUGGAAAAAAUAUUAGCUAGCUUUCCUUGUUUUCUUCAUAAAUUAACUUCCCUUUCUAGGCAAAAUUCGUCUUGCAAGGAAAUCCUGAGUUCACAAAAUGGUGACUUAAAUAUUAUUAAUGUCCUCGCUCUUCUGUUUAGCGAUAAAAGUUGUUUCGAGCGUGUAAAAAGUCAGCUAUAGUGAAUCACUGCGCAAUAAAUCACCCUCUUUAAACACCAUGAAGUUUUUUCUUACCUUCAAAAACAUCAGCACUAGGAUGUCAUUGUAUGUUCAAAAACUUCUACCUCUGAAACUUUGGCAAAACCCCCAGUCAGAAUGCUUGAAUCACCGAGAUCACUGAUGUUUGUUAUAUCGAGGUUCUACUGUACAUGGGUUUCAGCUCUGCAAUACAACAUAUGAUUAUGCUAAGCAGUUAAGAGUUUUUUGCCAACAUGAUGUGUUAUUCCUAAUGCCCCAGGCAUGAAAAAUUGUUGGUAAUUCUUACAAUGUGUGUCGCAGGGCAAAUCAUUCCUACCAUUGCUUUGAAGCCACAUCCUUGAAGGUUCGUUUGCUAACAAAGUCUUUUUUUGGCUCUUGGUGGCGACGAGACAAACCUAUUGUUAGAUCUAAGGUGGUGUGUAGACUUUGACUUGAAAUUUAUCAGGUCUGAGAAGUAUUUUGAUCAUAUUGUGUAGAUGACUUUGAAAUUAGCAAAACAAUGAUGAUCUUGAAUUAAAAUACAAUCCUAAACCUAACCAGUAGCCAAUGUUAAUUAAACAACUGUCAGUGGCAUCAUGAUGAAGAUUAUGUAGGCAUAAUCCAGUAUAUCCGAAAAUCAUUGCAAAAUAAUACAAAUGUAAUGACUGUAAGUUGUGACCUAUGAUGAAUUUGCAGUGAUUUGUUUGACAUAAAGGAGACAUUUACCAGGUGGUAAAUGCAGUUAAUUCCUUCUGAGCAUCAGAUUUUAUGUGUAGUUUCAUGUGACUUUUGAUGACCGUUGUUGUAAACAAACCUGUUCUCUCUCACAUACUGUACUUGUACGAACUACAAGUCACUAUUUCAAGUUCACAUUAACUUAUAUAUUUUCCUUCCCUUUCACUGUUUGAAAAUUGAAUUGAAAUCUGACCCUCAGAAGGUGAAUUGAGCAGAACAUUUGAGGGGGGUACAUGUAGGCUAAAUAAAACUGCCCAACAUUUUAAAGCUUGAUUGUAUUUUGUAGUUGCGUGAUUCAUUCUAUGAAAGAACUCUAUUAUUUUAGCUACAUAUAUAAACAAAAGCUUUUCAUGGCUGGAAGUAUCUUAAUCUAUUGUAUGCCGGUCUACAAAUAAAUCUUAGCAUUGCUUGGAUUGGUCUGAAUAACCAGUUAUGUAAGAACCUGUUAAUUCUUACUUAGGAAAAUGCAAGUUGUGGGUAAUUACUGUUUUAAAUACAGAAAAAACUCAUAAAAUUUUUACAGUGGGUCAUUCUCAAUAUUUUAAUAAGUAUUUUUUGGUUUGAUUUCAUUCCAGUUCCCGGACCACUCAUGUAUUGGCAUAGCUGAUAAAGUCAUACUUUUUGUACAUAACUACUCCUCAACAAACAUCUUGGAAAAGUUAACAAGUGUGGAGCAACUCAAUGAAGCAUCUGUUAUUGAAGUGGUUGUUUCAGGUAUGUUCAGAUAUUAUGUUCAUGAAAGCCCCAUUAACCCUUUAAGCUCCAGUAUCCACAUACAAAUUCUCCAAACUGAUCUCUAUACACUUCCUUAAAGAAUGAGUUGAGAGAAUUUGAUAAAAGAUCAAAGAAUUUUCUCUUAGCUGAUCAUUUAAUUAAUUCUCAUAACCUCAUCUCAUGAUAAUGUAUGGAUAUUGUUAGGAGAAAAUUGCUGUUGGUCACUACUGGGAUUUAAAGGGUUAACACAUUCAGUACACAAGAAUGUACAUGAUUGUAUAGAGUGGUUUUCGUUUGAGUGUCGUAAAACCAAAACCAAAGUAAUUACUCUGGCCAAUCACAUAGGACACAGACAAUACAUUGAACCAAUCAAAACUCGAAGUAAUUACAUGUGGCUGACGCAAAGCGCGGGAAAAUGCAUGCGAGCGCGUCACAAUUGGCUUUGGUUUUACUUCUGAUUGGAUGAAAAGGUGGCGCGAAUCUUUUAAGCCAAUCGCAUCGUGUAGAAAGUGCAAAACCAAUUACUUUUCGACACUCAAAUGAAAACCGCUCUAUGUUUGAUUUGAUUUCUAAUUUGCUUGUAUGUUGGAUGUCAAGAAAAUUUUGAAUGUUAGUAAUAUAUCAAAUACUGUCAUGACCAAAAUUGUUUCAAUACCAACUUAAGAGUCAAUUGGCUGGAAUACCACAUGAGUCAUGGUAGCAGAAGAUCAAACAAGAAAUCCAUAUUGUGGGUUCCUGUGGGAUAUGAUCCUGAUCAGGAUCAGUGAUCCAAGACCACUCGGACCAUGGUACAUCAAUGAAGCAAUGAAUCCUUUUCCAGGGUGGAUUUAUCCAGGCCAUCUGAUAGGGUGCGAUAAAAAAUCAGAAAUUGUGCGAUAUUUUCUGGGUAGAUUAUGCGAUAAGAUAGGACUAUUAUGUGAUAAAUUAUGCAAUUUUUUCAGGGCUAAUUUACAUUGUUUUACCAGGAUUCAAAUGAGAAAAACCACUUUAAUGUUGUUUAACGGACAAUUUGAAUGUAAAGGAAUAAUAAAACAUCUAUUUUAAAACAAAAUAGUUAAAUUUGUCCGAUUAUUUUGAUCUGGAAAAGAAAAAGGACACUUGCUUAACAUUACGUAACGUUGUUACACCGCUGACCACACUGCUUGUCUCUGAGAUCAAAAUGGCUGCCCAGAUACCGCGAUCGAAGGUUUCAGAUGUCUUGGAAGGCUUUCUUUAGUGGUAAAUCACCUUAAAUAACAUUAAGAUUGGGAAAAUGUUUAAUUAAAGUUAGAAUUCAUUUUUUACGAAUUAUGCGAUUUCCUCAAAUUAUGCGAUCGGAUGCGAUUUGAGGUCAAUUGUGCGAAAUCGCACCAUUGCGUAAUAUCAGAUGGCCUGUUUAUCAGUUCCUUUCAAAUUGAUGUGCUGUGAGAUCCAAGUAAUCUUGGGUCACUGAUCCUGAUCUGGAUCAUCCCAAUGGAAUGCAACCAGAGAUUUGAAACUAAGCUGAGUUCUAGCCGGAGGGAGAGGGGGAGAGGAAGGCUAUUUGGGGUCAAUCUUUGCUGGUUAUGCACUGCUGGCUUCUCAGAAUCUCUACCCCAGUAUUGUCUAUUGUGUGGCCAGUUAUACACCCCAUCUUAGUCACCUUUAGGCAGAUGUAAUUUAGUUUGCCAGCAAGUCUAUUUAUGCAUCUGCCUUAUAAAGCCUAGUACACUGUACAUAUAGGUCAGUCAUCAAAAAAAAUUAAUGAAUUCAAACAUUUUUUCAAAUUCCUACAUUGUAGAUUUAAAAAAAUUUUCUUAACCCCAAAAUCGGGAAAGUGUGAUACCCAUUCUAGUAACUUUUGUGAAAGUGUAACCCCAUUAUAGUCAAUCCACUCAUGAAAAUGCGAUCCCAGCCCAUCCAGCAGCACAUCCCUAUGAACCUGUUACAGCUGUACUGGGAAGUUCCCUCCCUGAGGCUUAGUUUCAGAGGAAAAAUGCAGGUGUCAGAUACAUUGUAGAGAGGCAGUAGCAUGUACCUCUCCAGUGGCAGCCCUAACACCUGCCUCUGGUGUCAAAGGGUCUGUGCCUCAUGCAUUAGACUGUUUAGCCACCAGCGGGCUUGUGGGAUGGUUCCCUCCUUCCUUCGACCCUUGCGUGAAAGGCAUCAGCCAUCAAUACAAAAAGUUUGGUGCAUGAAUCUUCACAUAACAGCUGUGACAUUUUCUGACAUGGCCGUUAUGUCACUUAAAUGUGUAGUCGCGCUGUUUCAAACUCAAUCGCGCAUAUUUCAUCUCUUUCAAUAAAUUAUUCAUCAAAUGUUGGCAUUUUUUCAGGAGCUGAAUUCUAACAGGCUGUAUUGAAGUUCAGGAAAAGAAAAAGAAAGUCGUUGUUGUGUGUUCACGUCCUCCACAAAACGUGAAAUUAGGCAUUUUCAGGUCGUAGUCGUACAGUGACGGCAAAGAAAUGUACAAAAAAGCGUGAUGCACGGGCAGAGUUGUUGUUUUGCCAAUUUAAACCUAUUGCAUUUUUGCUGUUCUCGUUGACGUCGCCGUCGUCGUUGCUUAAGCUCCCUUAUGUUAAUAAUUAUCGUGACAGAAGUAUUACUUCAAGUAUUAUGUUAGAGCAAUUUUCGUAUGACCUUGAAAUGAAAACGCGCGAACAAAACAAAAACAACAAACGAACGGAAAUGAAGCGAUUUGAUUGGUUUAUCGAACGGACACAAUCGCACCUGGCUUUUGGUUGGUUAAGCGAACGCUCGGCUGAAAAAACUUCAUGCCCGAAGAACCUUCUAGAAAUCAACCGAUACUUCGCUUUGACGUCAUACUGCAACACUAAUGGCCAAUCGAACAGUGCCUUCUCCAUAUUAGGUUUUUCUUCGGUAGGAAAACGAAGAAUCCAUGUUUUGUUCUUUUCAUCCAUGGGCUGAUAAAACAAAUAACAAACGCUUACGGAAACCAUUUUUCAAGGUCAUACGAAAAUCACUCUAAUGGUUACCCUCUGUGUUCCCACAGCCCCCUUUCAGUCAGCUACUCCUUGCUUAUCUCUUGUUGAUAGUUUUAAUAGGGCACAAUGUGAUUUAUUGUUAUUCUCUGUUGAUAAUUUUUCAAUGCCACUUGUUUUGUAGCAAAAGUUCCCGAGGAUGAGACAAUCAUUCGACCACACCUUCUGACGGUCCACUCCUACAGAUCUCCUACAUUUUGUGACUUUUGUGGUCAGAUGCUUUUUGGCCUUGUAAAACAGGGACUCAAAUGUGAAGGUAUGAAGGCUACGGUCAAAGUGAUUAGACACCUCAGGAUCAGGGUUUGGCCAUCUUACAGCAAACGGUAAACCGCGGUUUGCGAUGAGUGGUUUCACGUUGCCCGUCUGCCCCAGCCCAUUAUUUGGGACUUAAGAUUCAACAGGAGGAACCUAUGGACAAACUUGAAGAUUGAAACGGAUUAUAAUCGUGGUUUUUUGAUAACUUGUUAGCCUAACACUUUUUCAAAGUUCAGUUAUCUUGUUUGUGACGUUUGGUAUAAUGCUACGGAGACAUUAUUUGUGUGACACGAAGCAGUAAAUUUGCCAUUCACAAGUAAUUUCCCAAGUUAUAUAGCCAAAAAGGCCGCGUAACUGGAAUUAUAAAAAAAAUGAGCAAGACAGUCAGGAUACGGCCACUUUAAAGUCUUUGUUGUCAAAACUAAGUGCCUUCUCCAGUUUUUUAUUUUCAUAAUCUGUGCAGUCAACGACGUAUGACUUCUGCCUUCGUUACAGGAUGUGGCGGUAAUUAUCACAAGAAAUGUGCAUACAAAAUACCCAAUAACUGUUCAGACUCAAGACAUCGCACCAGCUCAUCCAUAGUAAGUAGUCCUUCGAAUGCAAACACCCUUCCGAGGCCGUCAUCACAGGUUGUUGACCCUGUUUUACUUCAGCAAUCUAACUCGCUAAAUGACAGCAUGCCAUCAUUGAAAGAAAGAAGAGCUACAUGGAGUGGGCGAUCGGUUUGGAUUGAGCCAGCGCUCUCAGGAAGAAUUCAAGUGCCACACACGUUUGCUAUUCAUUCAUACAAGAGGCCAACGAACUGUCAGAUAUGCAAGAGACUGGUCAGUGAUGUCUCCUGUUCAGUUUUAUUCAGGGAUAAUUUUAUCACUAACUUGGGGAACUGCCUUCUUUCAUAGGAAACAAAAGAGGAAUAGGAUAAAAUUAGAACUUCCUAGAGCUCUGUUCAGUUCUCCUGCUACUAACUGCGUAUACCCAGCAAAUUGAAAUCUUUGUGAAAGCCAUGUAGUUCCUCUUCGUUAUAGGCAAAUUCUUGAUCACAAAGUUUUCCCCUUUCCUAAUUGCAACUACAUAUCAUUUUGUAAAGUUACAAAAAGGUCAAGUUCUGAAUUUCUAAAGAGCAAAGCAUUGCCCCGCCAUGAAAAUUUCAUCAGUUUAUGCCUAAUUAAUUCUUAGUAAUAUGUGAUGUUAAAGCUCAAAUUUUGAACUAAGAAUGUACAGGUUGUAUGGAGUUUUAGACACGUUGCGUCUCAAAAACUUGUUAGUUGUCUGAUGGCUUCAAGGUACGGUAAAACGGGCAGCAAAAAACGAACAAAAAAGAAAAAAACUUUGCAACCUUAUUUGUUGCAAAGCGGGUUCGAAAUUUUUUGCUAGAACGCGCUACAUCGCUCUUCAACUCGUUUUGCAGCAAAGUUUUAAAACAAGUUGCACGUUUUUUGUUGCCCGCUUUUGCUGUAGCUUACUUAAACAAAUGGUGCUCGGAAUGUAAGUACAGUUACUUGAUCUUCUCAAGGGAAAUGCGGUCAAUUUUCUUUUUGCAGUUGAGAGGUUUGUUUCGUCAGGGACUUCAGUGCAAAGGUAAAGAAUUUUAUUGUGAAUUAGCACGGAGCAACUUAGGUUCGCCAGUUCUUGGCAGCGACGCCACAACAGCAGGUGGCGCCAAUUACUGCGGGCCCGUAACAGUCCCUCUUCCCAUAAGAGAUAGAUCACCACACGGGGGAGUACGUCUGCCUCUCUACGAACAGCGUGUGGGUUCUUUAAUGUCCUUCAGAGUUUUUACGUGCAGGGGUUGUGAGACGUGAACUACGGUUUAUCGUCCUUAUCCGAGAAGACUAGAAAGUCUAACCGUUUGCAGAUGUCUCUUCAAAGGCAACACUUUCUCCCCAGUUAUUUUAAAGACCCUGCGUGUUGGUUCGUCCGGGGUUUGAACUAGCGGUCUCCCGCCCGGCAGACCGGUGCUUAUCCGUUAACCGGGCGGCGGUUCCGUACCAGCCGUUUUGUUUCCCUUUCAACGUGUAAACGCUCGUUUUCUUCAGUGGCGGAUUCAGACCUGUAAGUUAGUGGGGUGUAGUUUAUUCAGUCACUAAGAUAAGAGGGGGAGCUGGCCUCGAAAAUAUUUUUCUCAGCCGUACAGGCCUCAGUUUGGCCUAAAAAUAAUGUUGGGGCCCGGGUUCCCCGGGAUCCUCUCCGAGAUCCGCCACUGCCCUUUUUGUACCGAUCUACAACAUUUUUUCGUCACCGGUCGCAAAAAAAUAAAAGAAAGGAAGAAACAAGGAAAACUCAGGGCUUUUAAGUCCCGUGCCCCUUUACCCGUAAGUGCGUUACAAAACCUGUUGGUGUAAACAAUCAGAUUUUAUCUGGAAUCGUCAUUUGCUUCUUCCGGUGCCGUUCCGUCAUUUUUAACGAAUGAACGGGCCUUGAAUAUGCUCAUGUUAGUGAGUGACUAAUUUCCUUUUUUGCAGAUUGUAAGUUCAAUUGUCAUCGGAGAUGUGCCGAGAAGGCGCCAAAGAACUGCCGAGGUGAAGUGGCAAUGAUAGAUACAGGUGACUUGAAAAUACAAUGGGAUUUUUGGAAACCUAAAGAGCGUCAUUGCCCGAAGUUAAUCCUAUGUUAUAUGCACCAUCAGUAUACCCUUCAGCUGGUGAAUGUUUUUUUUUCCUUUUUUUUCUUAUUGACCAGACACAGCGAGUUAUCAGUUACAUUCAUUUUUUCCUUUAUUUUCACUUGUAAUGUCAUAAAACCAGUUUUGUAUGGCGUUUAUAUAAUUGGUUUUAUCUUUGAUUCUUAGCCUCGCUAUAUUCAACUGAUUCGAGCACCAUUUCAGAAAGUUUCUCUGAAAUGGAUCUGUCCCAUGAUAUGACCUACGGGGAGCAUGAUGGGUCAGAAUGUGAAGUAGAGUCGGCGAGCCGAAGUAGCCAGGAGGAAAUCUGCGAGCCUCCAAGUCCUUCGUCGCCGGACAGCGAUCAGCAACAGCUGACUCCGACGAUGAGCAAUAAUAUUCCUCUUCAGCGGAUUGUUGUAUCGGUAAAACACACCAAGAGGAAAGGAUCCAAAGUUCUUAAACAGGGUUGGAUGGUGCACUUCACUAACAAGGAUAUGCAGGUGAGCACAUAGCCUUCCAAGUUUAAGUAAGGCAGCGUGGCCGACCGGUAAGAGUGCUGGAAUUGUAAUUCGAGGGCCCCGAGUUUCAUCCCCGUCCUAACCGCUGGCUGGAUUUGUUCACGGUAGUCCCGAGUUCAACUCUUCCAAGCUUAAGUAAGGCGGCGUGGCCGACCGGUAAGAGCGCUGGAAUUGUAAUCCGAGGGCCCCGAGUUUCAUCCCCGUCCUAACCGCUGGCUGGAUUUGUUUCCGUUGGUCCCGAGUUCAACUUCACGGUCACGAUUGUAAGACAACUGGUUUGUCUUUAACCGGGCUGUUGGGAUUCUUAAACUUGUUAUGGUUUAUCCUCAAAUGUUUGUUUCUGGCCUAAUUUGUGGGCCACCUAUUGUGUUACCCCAAUAAAGUCAAUUUUUUUAGGCCUUUGUCACGCGUUCGUAGGGAAGGAACAUGUAACUAAGCCUAGCCGGCAAGCAGCCUGCCUCAGGGGCUCUGUGGGAGGGGGAAAUGAAAGCUUUCUCCCUCUUUCGCCCCCAGACCCCCCUAAGAGAGCUUGCUCGCAGGCUAGACGAAACCCUAAGAACGCCUGCAUGGUUGUCAAAAAUUCUCAACCUCCGAAAAUGCAUUUAUUAGGCGAACUCCGUCCGGCUAACAGCCUGAAUCCUGCACAAAUUAUUAAAAAGGAAGUUUUGUAAAAUUAAAUACAAUUUGCCGAAAGCCAAGGUCGAGAAUUUAAUAAGACAAUUAAUUUAUUCCUUGCGCCUUUAUUGGAUGCGAUAUUGGUUCUAUUCAAUAUCCAGCGCCGGCUUAUAAAGAAAAUGUUAUUUUUACUCAUUCCGCUUGUUUUUCUUUUUUCUUCAGAGAAGAAGGCAUUACUGGAGACUAGACACGAAGUGUUUGACGCUGUUCAAGGACUCGACAAGUAGCAGAUAUUACAAGGUAACUUAGCUAUGGAGGUUCAAUGGUUCUUGCCAUGAUGCGAAAGUUGUCAAAGACGAGAUGCAGUGCCGCCGGCUUGAGCUGAAGGGUCGGACACCGGUCGUUUCGAUACAAGUCAUUUCAAUGCAAGCUUGCGAAAAAAUUUUAACCACUUUUAGUAUAGUUUUAAGUGUAGUUUGUUUUAAGUGUAGUAGCGUAAAUACACUGUAGCCUCGAAAUAAACUUAUAGAGACGAAAAAAGGAUGAAGAACUAACCUAGCCAAGUUAUCCCCCAAAAGAAAAACGAAGUCAUCCCGCAAAAGAAAAUAUAUUCUUAGUGUAAUAGGUUUUUUGUAGUUUUGCAGAAUUUUCAUGUUCUUUUUUCGCUUCUACAGGAGAUACAGCUGUCAGAAAUUCUUUCAGUUGAUUCGAACAUCGACCCCCUAGCAACGGAUGCCACUCGAGCUCCACACUGUUUUGAGAUGAAAACACGUGACAUGGUCUACUACGUAGGGCAAGUCGAGGACGAGAACGAAACACCAGACCCAGAUAGUGGCAUAGGAACAGUAGCGGGGCAAGCCUGGGCCCAUGUAACGCGGUCUGCUCUGAUGCCAGGUUGCGUGACACCGACAACAAGCAGUGCCCCAGGAUCAACAGCUGGUAAUUAAACAUUAGCCUGUGUAGCANGAAAUAAACUUAUAGAGACGAAAAAAGGAUGAAGAACUAACCUAGCCAAGUUAUCCCCCAAAAGAAAAACGAAGUCAUCCCGCAAAAGAAAAUAUAUUCUUAGUGUAAUAGGUUUUUUGUAGUUUUGCAGAAUUUUCAUGUUCUUUUUUCGCUUCUACAGGAGAUACAGCUGUCAGAAAUUCUUUCAGUUGAUUCGAACAUCGACCCCCUAGCAACGGAUGCCACUCGAGCUCCACACUGUUUUGAAAUGAAAACACGUGACAUGGUCUACUACGUAGGGCAAGUCGAGGACGAGAACGAAACACCAGACCCUGAUAGUGGCAUAGGAACAGUAGCGGGGCAAGCCUGGGCCCAUGUAACGCGGUCUGCUCUGAUGCCAGGUUGCGUGACACCGACAACAAGCAGUGCCCCAGGAUCAACAGCUGGUAAUUAAACAUUAGCCUGUGUAGCAGGCGUUUCCUCGCGAGUUCGUCGAGAAAGUUGCUCCCUUAAUUAAAAUAUGAAACGUUUUUAGUAUGACAGCCAUGACGCAGUCCCUUUAAGUUCACCAGCCAGCACUUUUACAGAAGUUUUUGUUAAGUUUAGCGAGAGGUAAAGCCUAUGCUUUUCUAAACAGCCAUGGGUGUCUAGAAAGAGCUACAGUGAUUGUCGACCAUUUAAACUGAGCGUAUAAUAUUUCACCAUUUUCAAAAACUUAGAGAUUGUUCAUCUAGCCUUUUUGUCAUUUAAUGGUAUUGUGAGACAGUUAGGUUAUUCCCCACAGACCGCCUAAGUUAAAACCUUUUUGCGUAGCACACCAAAAAAGCCACAGAAUUUCCUCUGAACAGUUUUCGUUUGAAUUAUGAGAUAACCCUGGGAACAAGGGUGUCACCCAGGGGUAGGGGAUACAAAGUGUCCGUAGCGAACCUCUCAUUUUGUUUCUCCUAAAACUCAACAACAAGUUGCCAAAGUGUUGUUUAUUAAUUUUCUUGUUAGCUGUCAAUAACACAGAUGUUGAGAUGGAAGUUACACAAGAAGAAGAGAGACCUAAAGAUUCACACACGGUAAGUACACUUUACUUACGUGAUAAAAUAACUUAACUCACAUUGUUGAUUAACCACAAUCAGAUUCACUUAGCAAGGUAACUCUUGUCACGUGAUAAGGUAACUGUACUAUCGAGGUAAAUUAGGUGGUCGGUGAAAAAUCAAACCGAGCCCACUUUCUUUCAAAAGACAUAAUAGGUGUCUAUUCCCACGAAGACCUCGAUGAGUAUUGUGCUUUUAAUUAAAUUACUCGAACCCUAACCAGCUCGGUCCAACCAAUCGGUUUCUCUUGGUAACACUAUCUGUAUUGCUCGAACAGAAGAAGAGAAGAAUUGGGGUGAGAUGGAAGAAGAGCGCGUCUCGUUCUUGUCUUGUUUGUUUGUUUUUUGCCUGUUCGUUUAGCUAGCGUCCAGAGAAAAGAAGCUCAAAACAAUAUUCCUGUUAGCCUGGGAACAGGCUGCCAAGUGGAGCGGGGCGAAAAAGAGCGUAGCCUGGAGGAGAAAAAAGGCACCUUUUUUUCUCCCCCAGGCUACGCUCUUUUUUCCCCGCUCGACUGAAGUACCCAUUUUUCACUCAAGUUUAUCCUGCAGUUUUUUUUGCCAUCAGUAUUGUUUGGGACGUUUUGAAACCAGUUAAACAUUGCAUUUUUGGUCUUUUAGGAUAUUAGUCACCUGUAUCAAGUAUUCCCUGAUGAAAUUCUUGGAUCAGGACAAUUUGGAAUAGUUUAUGGCGGUAAGCUGUCGCUGUAUUUCUUCCAUUGAAAUAUAUCUAUUUCUGAGCUUAUUUAUCACGUGAAUUGUUCAAAGUGGAAAUACAGUACUGCGGUUUUACUUGAGUAGCAGUUCAAAGUAGCUAGACUCGGUUCAUGAUGAAUUUAAACUAGCUACUGUAAUUUUCAAGGAGCAGUUGAAGCACUCUAUUUUUGCCCACUGAAAAGAAUCUGAAUGAAGUCAUUAACUGUAAACCUCAGAGUUUACUAUUGACCAUAGUUAAUAGUUUGGAGUCAGGUUAUGAAGCCCGUCAGACUCCUUUGUUCUAUGUUUUUGUGUACCUGACGGUGCACAAUUGCAACGUUCAAUAGCGUUCCUAUCAUUGUAACCUUACUGACCAAUAAACUCUUCGCGUAAAUUUAUUCGGUCACAAUUUGCCAACAGAAAACAAAGGUGAAAGUGAAGAAUGAUCAUCGCAGUAAAUUUUCCAAUUUAAGCAAUUGGAAAGAAGAAGCUUGAAAAAAUCAGGGCCCUGAUUUUUUCAGGCUUCUUCUUUCCAAUUGCUUAAAUUGGAAAAUUUGCUGCGAUGAUCAUUCUUCACUUUCAUCUACAACCGCAGUUCAAAAAUGAAUUAUUUCAUAUAUACUUCACAUCAGAAAGCAAAUGAUUGUGUACCUUCAUGGAGCUUCCAACAUAAACUGCAGCACCGUGGUUUUUAUCUUUGAUGCUUGUUGUGAUUCAUAAAGCGUCUCCUCUAGUAACUAUGUUUUGACUUAAUACCAUUGCAGUUUACUCUAUACCAGUGUAGGGUAAUUAGUUAAGUAACAGGGCUGUCAAAAAGUUUUUCUGUAGCAGGCUGAUAAUGAAUAGUAGGCGGCUUUGGAACUCGCACCACAGGCACAAGUUUUUGAGGGCCGAGGCAUCUAGGGACAUUUUGAAAUUUAGAGUCUUGGAAAUCGCGUCUCCAGGGGUGUUCAAUAGGUAUUUUCCACCGCGGACGCCAUGAUGUUUCGUCGGAAUACACGCAAGACUGGCAGCAAUGCCGUCGAAAUGUCCCAGGCGUUCCACGACGUCGCACGGUUCGAACGUUUCACAGAUCUGAAGCUGUUUAAAUAUGCGUUCAAUGUCAUUCAAAACUGGGAAACGGAUGCUUUACAAUUUUAUUCGAUUGGUGCUUAUUUUUUUUAGCAGUUAUGACUCACUUAUGGUGGAAGGAGAUGAAAGUAGCCUGCUAAGGAUGGNAAUUGGAAAAUUUGCUGCGAUGAUCAUUCUUCACUUUCAUCUACAACCGCAGUUCAAAAAUGAAUUAUUUCAUAUAUACUUCACAUCAGAAAGCAAAUGAUUGUGUACCUUCAUGGAGCUUCCAACAUAAACUGCAGCACCGUGGUUUUUAUCUUUGAUGCUUGUUGUGAUUCAUAAAGCGUCUCCUCUAGUAACUAUGUUUUGACUUAAUACCAUUGCAGUUUACUCAAUACCAGUGUAGGGUAAUUAGUUAAGUAACAGGGCUGUCAAAAAGUUUUUCAGUAGCAGGCUGAUAAUGAAUAGUAGGCGGCUUUGGAACUCGCACCACAGGCACAAGUUUUUGAGGGCCGAGGCAUCUAGUGACAUUUUGAAAUUUAGAGUCUCGGAAAUCGCGUCUCCAGGGGUGUUCAAUAGGUAUUUUCCACCGCGGACGCCAUGUUGUUUCGUCGGAAUACACGCAAGACUAGCAGCAAUGCCGUCGAAAUGUCCCAGGCGUUCCACGACGUCGCACGGUUCGAACGUUUCACAGAUCUGAAGCUGUUUAAAUAUGCGUUCAAUGUCAUUCAAAACUGGGAAACGGAUGCUUUACAAUUUUAUUCGAUUGGUGCUUAUUUUUUUUAGCAGUUAUGACUCACUUAUGGUGGAAGGAGAUGAAAGUAGCCUGCUAAGGAUGGCGAACUAGCCGGCGGUUUUGGCCGGCUAUAUAUCGGCCCUUAUUGACAACCCUGCAGUAAGGCCGUUUUAUGGUUCAUCGAUUGAUACAUCUCCCAGCUGGUACACAAGCAGUGGUUUGUCAAUUUUGCAGGCCGUACUGAACUGUAUGGCCUGCUAAAUUUUGAAAUUUUUUUUUCCCGCGCGCCCGAUUAAUAUCAUAUCGUAAUUAUUGUACUAACGGGAAAACAAAAUCGGUCUGUAACUUACAGUGCGGACCUCAUACUCGGUUAGUAAGAGGUAUAUACAUGUAUUUCACAAGUCAGUUUCAUAUUUAUGAUUAAAAUGUGAAUUCUUCUUAGUGACAUACAACUAAUUUUUUUCAUAAAUGAAAUCUUUGCUAAGAUUUAUUUUUUGCCUUUUAUAGGAGUUCAUCGUGAGAGUGGGCGAGAUGUGGCUAUCAAAGUUAUUGAUAAACUUCGUUUCCCCACCAAACAGGAAGCUCAAUUAAAGAAUGAAGUCGCGAUUCUCCAGGCUAGUAGCAAUUAAGCUGCGAUUACACUUCCGGAUUUCUACGUUGCUCUUAAAUAAAUGCCGAGAGACAACUGAAAGUAAAGCGAUGGCUAAAAUGGCAAUGUUUUGCAUCCCAGGUCACUCUGUAGCUCGAAUGUAGUACAUUGAAGGGGCUAUUUCAAUCUGUUUGCUAUAUUCUUUAUAGUUAAAACUGUUUUUCACAUCAAUUGAGUUAGUAAAAUAAUGGUCCCGUGUUAUUAUUUAAGAUAAUAAUUAGGCAUCGAAACGUUUCCUGUCGUCUACUGCAACGGAUGGCGAGGCCGAUGGACAUGGAUUGAGACUCAAGUUUUAAUGCUAUGCCUACAAAAAUUAUCGAAAAAAUUACUAUACUUUGUGCCCUCUGACGAACAUCGCACUCCGCUUAUUGAUGUAUCUGUGGAUGAGUGCCGAUGUUCGACAAACUCUUCUUGAUUGCGCUUACUUACCUAUUCAGUCGGGAGAUUUAGCAAAGACAACGCCACGACUGUUUGGACCGCGUGCGUGGAUCUUAAAGCCGACUUGACCAAUCACGAAGUAGCAAAUUGAUUACCAGAAGUCGCGUUCAAUCCUGAUCUAGCAACAAGAUCUCCUCUUAUCUUGUCGCCUUUUUCGUUUUCUCAUUUGACGUUGCGUUGUCUUUACAAAAUUUGCCUAAUAUUAACUUGAAAGAUCAGGAACUGUUUGCUCGCUUAUUUGUGCCGCCUUUUUAAAGGUUUUUGUCAACCUCUUUCCUACGCCAGAAGCGCUGUGCGAGUGAGCGCAGGAGGCUUGGCAACGAACGCGAUGGCGCGUUCGUUCCAGGCGAAUUCACGCGACACGCUUAACGGGUGACGUCAUAUCCGAACUCGCCAAGGGGAACUGCGAACGAGGCUGCUUUUUUGCGUGAGGUUGCCGUACACGGCGUAGUGCUGCUGAUUGUGGGUUUGCAUUGAUGACUGUUACCGGCGCCGAAACCCACGGAAUAGCCAAAAAGCUUUGACUAGAAGUGUAGCUUGGGAUCGGCAUGUCAAGUAACUAGUUUGUAUUUAUUUUACAGCACGUUAAACAUCCCGGUGUUGUGGGCUUAGAGAAAAUGUUCGAGACACCUGAAAGAGUAAGUAUGUUCAGGAAAACUCAUUGUCAUACAUCACCAUACCCAAACACAAUGAAACAUGAAAUUGCAUAAAGCAAAGAUGAAUUCGCCACUUUAUAAGCGACCAGGGGACUGGAGCCGAAAUUUUGCUCCGCGAUUGUUUCUGGGAUUGUUACUUGGGAGGCGCUAGUCAGCUAUUGGCCAAUUUUUUCUCCUUGCCCCAGAGGCCUUUGCGAAAGUGAACUCGUCCCAGUUUCCUUAUCGUUCAACCCUCUUAGUCCCAAGAGUGACGAAAAUCAAUUUUCCCAUAACAAUAACCAAUCAAUUAAGGUUUCUGGAAAACUGCCCACCUACCCCUCCCCUAACCCAACAUUUUGCCCUAAGUGAGAAGUAAGUGUUAAUGUUGACUUAGGGAAGGGGUAGGUGGGCAGUUUCCCAGAAACCUAAAUUGACCCUGAAAAUCAAUACAUAGUAAAGAGGGAAUGAUGCAAGAAUUAAUAAAGUGAUCAGCUGACAGAAAAUGCUUUGAUCUUCAAAACAAAUUCUCUCAGCUAAUUGUCAAGGAAAUAUAUGGAGACCGGUCUGGAGAAUUUGGUUUUUGAUACUGGAGCUAAAAGGGGUUAAAAACCACAACAAGUAGACUUCUCAACGAUGCAUUUGGCGAGAGCUCCUCUAAUAUUAGUGGUAAUCAUCUUGUUUGUCUGGUUUAGGUAUUUGUCGUUAUGGAAAAAAUGAAAGGUGACAUGUUGGAGCUUAUCUUGUCAAGUCCUAAAGGCCGACUAGACGAAAGAUUCACAAAAUUCCUUAUAACUCAGGUACGAUAACAGACGAUAGACUCCCCAGACCAGUCCUAUAGUGGUGUGCCUCGAUACUAUACUGAGACUACCAACCCGAUCUGACGCUUAAGGAAUUUUCUUUGUCUCGCGCUCAUGGCACGACGAAUAUCACAUUCUUAUAUAUUUCGUCUCACUCUUGAUAAUGAUCAUUAGGAAGAAACAGGGAACUUAAGCAACGGCGACGGCUACGAAAACGUCGCUUAAAAAGUGGAUUCGCGCUACUUCAAACUUUAUGGCACUUAUUCCAACUCGUUUAAUUCGUCAAAUGUUGGCAAAUUUUGCUAGGGUUGAAUAGUAAGAGACUGUAUCAAAAAUUAAGGAAAACUGAGAUAAAGAGAGCGAUUGUCGUGUGUUCCCGUCCUCGACUCAACGUGAAAUUAGGCACUUUCACGUUGUAGUCGCGUAGCGACGGCAAAGAAAUGUACAAAAAGGGGUGACGCACGUGCAAAGUUGUUGUUUUGCUAUUAUAAACCAAUUGCUCUUCUGCUGUUCUCGUUACCGUCACCGUCGUCGUUGCUUAAGCUCCCUAAUGAUACGCUGGAACGUAAAAAAUAUUUGCGUCGAGACAUUUCAGCCAAAUCACUUGGCUUUCAUCACUCGAAAGUUAAUUCAAGGUUACAUAGCGGUCUUGUGACCUCAGAUCGGUCACAUGAUAGGAGAAUUGCAUCAUGGAUGUUUGUCAGUUCUAGCCCUCCAUCGCCGCUAACAGAGGGACGUGUUCUUUUAAUAUCCACAGCCUCCUAGAUCUUCCUUUUCAGAGUGUUGUCUUCCGCGAGUAUAACCUUCACGUUAUUAGGUGUGAUGGGAUGACCUGAUGUAGAGCAAUGUUCUUGUAUUGCAGACGAUGUUUUAGGUCAUGACGAAAUAUAUCAAGCCAGUGGUGGAUCCAGGGGAGGGGCCCGCUGCCCCACCCCCCCCCCCGAAGGUCUGGAUCCGCCACUGUAAGCAUGAGACGCAGUGUUUCAUCACAAGAUGAAACACGGAGAAGAGAGUUGAAAAUACCUUGGCCGCGGAGUAUUUUUUACGAACUUCUUCUGGUGAUGAAACACUUUGUCGAAUGCUUGAUAUAAGUUCUCCAAACAAUUUACUUUAGAAGGAGAAAUUAAGAAUGCAAAAAUGAGCAGUUUUUCAUCUGAUUUCCAAACACUCAUUAAACAUGAUAAUGAUGUUCGAAUCAUCGAAACUUCUUAAGUUUCAAAUUUUCUUGCUGACUGCUUCAACAAGCAACUGACCAUUGGGUCUUCUUUGGUAUUGCAGAUUUUAGUAGCUCUGAAAGAUCUUCACGCCAGAAACAUCGUUCACUGUGACCUAAAGCCCGAGAAUGUGUUACUAUCUUCAGAUACCAAUGAAUGUGGCUAUCCUCAGAUUAAACUGUGCGACUUCGGUUUCGCUCGUAUAAUCGAAGAGAAGUCGUUCCGUCGAUCUGUGGUGGGAACACCAGCUUACCUUGCACCCGAGGUCCUGCUUAAUAAGGGGUACAAUAGAUCGCUGGAUAUGUGGUCGGUUGGUGUCGUCUUGUAUGUAAGGUAGGUCUCGAUAUUACUGUGCCGUGGAUUAGUAAAAGUCAAGAGCACAGUUAAUCGGAACUCAUAGUUGUUAUUUCUGAAAAUUCUUUUCAAGUCGGUAAAAGUAAGGUGAAGUUAGCCUGCCGACAGCCGCCCCUACCCUUAAACAAAAUCGGGGAUUUUUUUAUGAGAGAAGUAGGGUGGAGAUGGGGGCUGUAAAAAGGCUAGGUUGAGUCUGCAUUCGAGCCAAGUGGCUCACUAGGCCGGAGCGUAAUCCGGUUUUGCAAGUAUUAAACGACUAAGGAUACUUCAAUCCCCUCGGUCGGGUUGCCUGUGCUUGUACUGAUAAUGAUAAAUACAGCUGGGUUCACUCUGGGGGUUGAAGUGUCUUGCCCAAUGAGUGAUGACACAGCACAAUGUCCCUGCAAAGUCUAGUGCACUUGGCACUGGUUCAAAGCGCCUCAGAUCCUUAUAUUUGUGGAGGAAGCAUGGCCGAGCGGUUAGAGCGCUAAAAUUGUAAUGCCAAGUCCCCGAGUUCAAUUUCCUCCCUGACUGCUAGCUGGAUUUGUUCUCAACAGUUCCGAGUUCAACUUUUUAGUCACAUCUGUAAAUAGCCAACUGGUUUGCCUCUGGCCAGUUGGGAUUCUUAACCUUGUGGGCCACAAAGAAAACCUUUGGUUCGCUAGUGAAUGUGUUACCGCUUUUCUAGUUAGGGUUUUUAAGUCAGGGUAUAGUUACCCUAUUUAGAGGUGUUCUUUACUUUUUUCUUCAGUUUAAGUGGUACUUUCCCGUUUAACGAAGAAGAAGAUAUACAAGAUCAGAUUCACAAUGCUGCCUUCAUGUACCCACCGGAUCCAUGGCAGGAGAUUUCAGCUAAUGGUUUGUGAAAUUAUAUAGACAUCAUGAAGCGUCCACUCUCUCGGUCCUAAAUCUCUUUUUCUCAGUGUCGCAGUGUCAGUGUUCGUAUCGUUAUUUAAUAUUGUUUUGUGCCAGACAGUGAUCCCUAACUGCACAGAAAAUUUUUUGCUUCCACUUCAUUUCGAUUACGAAAACUUUUGAACACUGUCCCAGUGCGGCAGUCUUCAAAACUGCUGUCUGGUGGUUGCAAUGCACCGUUUCAUGGCUAGUCAGCGAGAAUGAUGCUUUCACAAGCAAAAGCGCAUUAAUUUAGACGAAUGGUAGUUUCCUACGCAGCCCGUAAUUUGUGACGCCACGCCACGCUCUUCCUGACAACGGCUGCGCGAGAGAUUAAACGAAUAGUUCGGGAUCUGCGUUCAGUAACUCUCCCCCACCCUUUUUUAGUUUCAGCUCCGUCCUCACACACUCUCUCUUUCAUUUUUGUAAAGUGCAUCCUAUAGAGUUGUGUCUAUUGAUCUUGGCCGUCGCUUCCCCCCUCCCCCCCCCCCCCCGAUCCAUCCACUCCCCCAAAUAAUCCCAUAAGUUAUUGCGCGGCUUCUUUCCACCCAGGAUUCCACUCUUUUCCAGUAUAUUAUUUGUUCUCUGAAUCUUACCCAGGGUUCCCCGGGGUGUCUUGUUCAGUGACUGGUCGUUGGGGAAAAAAGUGGAAGUGGAAUCGGGAAGAAAAUGAUUGGUCAUCGUUUUAUAUUGCUGUUUGGUCUAACACCAAGUGAUUUGGUGUUCCAAUUGUGUGUUUCACCGGCUAACUGUCACCAUUUGCGUCCAUGACAAAGUCGCGUUGCCAUUAAUUCAAUUUUAUUAUACAGUGGAACUCCCUUAAGCGGCCACCCAAGAUGUCGUGAAUUGCCGGACACUUAAAGGGGCUGUGUCACGGCAGUCCACUUAUUUUGUUUAAUUUUAACAAUUUCUCCCCCUCAGUAGCUAUGGAACUUAAAGUAAGCAAAGAAAUUACAUGUAAAUGACAAAAUCAGAGAUCCGAGACCAACAAAUAUGUCUCCUGAGCAUUAUUUUUGAAGUUGCAAGCAGCAGGGAUCAACUUUAAAAACUGUUAGGCUGAACAGUUUUCAAAAACCCUAAUUUCAAUCCGUAUCAAUCCUCUUCAGUUUUGCCCAUCCGUGGCAACUGUUGUUUCUGAUAUGUUAUUUUAACCUUCCUUUAAAGUUUUAAGCGGUUAUUUUUAUGUUUCUCUUAAUUUAACGGGCAUUUUGUAAUUUCCUAAUUGGGCUGACUUUCGUGACACAGCUCCUUUAAGGGAGGUGGUCCUUUUACGAUAGGUUCCUACUAUAGAGUCAUAGUCUUUUAUGAGAAACGGUCCCUUAAAAUGGUUGUUUCAACUGUCUUGGUACUGACACGUCUUGUAUGAAUACGAGGUCAGUUCAUGUUGCAACAAUAUCUUCUUUUUCUUUCCAGCUAUUGACUUAAUUAACAAUCUCUUACGGGUCCAACAACGCUGUCGAUUCACGUGCGAUAAGUCGCUUAUUCACGCGUGGCUCCAGGUAAAUAACCACCACGUAAUUCUCUGUCAAUGGUUAUAAUGAACUGUUACUUCAAAGCUUAAUGGGCUAAACAAUUCUGAUUGUUGAUCAUAUGUAGAAAUCUGUUCAUUGAAAAGUGAACACUUAUUAGUUCCUCAAUAUAGAUGUCAAUCAAAGGGUUUUUUUGCGUGACGCGGUGUCCGUUUUCGGUAGAAAAGAAAAGGGUACUUUUGGUGUCACUUCUCGUUAAAAAUGCACUUUAUUUUAGUGCCAAUAAGUUUAGCUCGAAAGUACUAAUUGGGGACACUAUUUUUACGUUCCCUAUUGGAGACGGGACCGCCAUUUCACGUGGUCAUCCGAGCCACACGAAGGUGUAGCCGCGUGCAGUGCAAAGGCAGUACCAUCAUUUCUCAGUUAUUUUAAGACCCAGAGUGUUGGUUCGGUCCCGGAAGUCUAACCCGCGACCUCCCGCUAUGCAAUCAGGCGCUCUACCAUCUGAGCUAAUCCUGCUGCGGUUAACUGUUUAUGUUGUGCUGGUAACUAACCAGUCAUUGAACUGAGUGUUCAAUGCAACUUUCUUCUUUGAAAUCAUCUUAUUCUUUUUCAGGACUUCCAGACCUGGCUGGACUUGAGGAGUCUGGAAGGUGUUGUUGGUGAGCGUUACCUUACACACGAAAGCGAUGACGCCAGAUGGCAAGAGUACAGUGAACAACUCCAAGCGAGUCAACACAGAGAACCAGCGCGGGAAACAACGCGGCCGACCAAUAACAGAUUUUUCCCGCCAAUGUCACCAACAGAACGCAGGCUGCAAACGAGUAUAAGCUUUUUGUGAGACAGUGGUGCUCGCAUUUUUAAUGAAUUGGUAUUAAUGUAAGGGGAUUUAAACGUUUUAUCGCUCAGGAGACAGGCAACUUUAAUGGUGUGAUCUAAGCCUUUCGCUGUCAGGGCAAAAAUUUAGAACAGCGAUGUGGCUUCUACUAUUGUUUCAGUGGAUGAAAUCCUUAAGUGUGAAAGCUAGUGAGCAGACCUUUCCUCUGGUGCUGUUUAUUAUGCUGUACAAGGUGGUUCUGACUUUUGAGUGUGUGGCUUGAAUCCUAUUGUGUGACUAUUGUGUGGUCAUAGAUAAAAACAUUCUUGUGCAACGAAAUGAAUUGAAACAAUUAAUAUUUACGGUCUGGCAAAGCCUUAUGGCCAGAACUGAAAGCUUGCGUAGAACAGCUUCCCUAAAAUCACUUUUGAGCGAAAACGCACGGGGAGCGGGGAGGGUGGGUUGGAAUUUUAUCUACGCGAUUUUAUAUUUUUCCGUAAAUUCACCUAAAAAUGUUCGAUGUUGUAAUUGUAAUAAUAGGUAAUUAAUUAAUGAAUUAAUUCCAAAACGCCAAGUUACCCAACAAUAUUGUAUUUUAUCAAAUUUGUCAGUGAAUAAUUUUAAGAACAGCAACGUAGUAACAGUCGUAAGUUAUUUGUAGUUUUGUCUUUAAAAGAAGAUGAGCAAUUUCACGUUUUUGUACAGUUGAAGAAGGGUGUAGGAAUUUUCCUGACAGUGGAAAACGUAUUAAUACUAAAGGAACUUUUUGUUCGCCCCAUGGAAGGGAUUCCAAGACAGUUGGAUUCUGGAUUCCACGGGGUGGAUUCCGGAUUCCAGGUACUUUGCAGGUGGAACUUGGAUUCCGGAUUCCAAUCGUUAAUAUCAUUCCGGAUUCCUUAAGAUGUAUUCUGGUUUGCAAAGCUCAGGAUUACGGACUCCACCAGCAAAAAUGUCCUGGAUUCCGGAUUACACUAGCAAAAUUUACCGGAAUCCGGAAUCCGCAUUCCCUUACACAGGGCGAUUUUAUCUACCAGCUCCGAUAUUGUGCAAGCGUAUAGGUUGAGAAAACCUUUUCGACGAACUCGUUUUGACGAGUGUGAACCUCACAAAAACCAUAUUGACAGAGUGUGGUAAACUAAUUUGGUAUGUUGGUGCAGUGUAUUGUUCAACUAAUGUUCCUACGCGAGAAGACUACACGGUCAUAUGCUUAGCUGUAAAUCCUCUGCAAUUUGGUCAAACCGGAGGGGGGUUUUAGUACCAUAGAAUGUGAUAAAAGGUCACAAACGUUUUUCUUACUGAUGUUAUGACAGUAGAUGUCUUUAUGGUUGUGUUUGGUAAUUUUUUUUAAUGAAAUUACCCAUAUUGCUAUGCGUCGCGAAGGGUUUUCGACAUUUGAUAUACUAAAAUUCAUACUUGUCUUCGAGGUUUGGGGCCGAUAAAACGAACAAAAAAAACCGUCGUGAAGUUAAGGGAUAAAUAACACAUUCGUCUAAGCCUCAGAACUAAGCAUAAAUUUUAAUAUAAACUGAUCUUUUGAAAUAGCUGUAUGCGAAGAUCAUGCCUGCUAACAGAAGAGUCGAAACCGGUUUGUCGAGUAAAUACGGCAUAACGUUUAGUUAGAGUACCGAGGCGCAAUGGUGGGGUCUGGAACUAAGACAUAAGGGUUUUUUUAAUUCACACCCAUCAAGGCCGACCUUUCUUUCAAGAGAUUGAAGCCGAAUUAAAGCUACAGUAAAUUAAGCCACAAAAACGUGCAACCUGUUUUGCAAUACUGCUGCAAAACGAGCUAAAAGGCUAUCUUGCGCAUUUUACCAACCACGAUCAAAAAUGUCUUGCGACAAAUCAAGUUUUUGCAAGUUGCGUGAAUACUGAAUUCAGGUAAAGUUUAGUUAGAGUACCAUCAAAUUACGCGGGAGUAACGCUGCAGACGGGAGUUAGGUCAGUUGUUACAAAAAAAGUUUGCCUUGAACCGGUAAAACGCGCUAAGGUAACUACAGAUUUUGUAGCAAAAGUAGAACUACUUUCUACCGUCUGCAAGAACUUUUUUCAUCCUGAUUUGUUGCAAGGUAGGUUUGAUUCGAGGGUGGUAAAACGCGCAAUAUCGCUAUCCAACUCGUUUU
Molecule: messenger RNA, 26465 nt
Organism: Porites evermanni
Lineage: Eukaryota; Metazoa; Cnidaria; Anthozoa; Scleractinia; Poritidae
Source: the annotation of a GenBank genome assembly